Molecule: messenger RNA, 1138 nt
Organism: Oenanthe melanoleuca
Lineage: Eukaryota; Metazoa; Chordata; Aves; Passeriformes; Muscicapidae
Exons: 6
Coding region: 132-1118 (328 amino acids)
Source: RefSeq, a predicted model, not a curated record
AGCCCCAUUUGAUGUGAGGUUCCAGAACCCCCUGUGCUCUUCAGUGCCCACUCUGGGCAGCAUUGCAGCAGCAGCAGCAGCAGCAUUGCAGCAGCAGCAGCAGCAGCAGUGGUGGAAGUGGAGGCCGCAGAAUGUUGCGAGCAGGGUGGGUCAUGGUCCUGACCCACUACCUCCUGCUCCUCUUUCUUCUGGCCCUGCAAGCCCAGAAUGUCCAGAGUGCUCCAGUACCUGGGCAGAGAGCAGCUGAGGCCAGAGAGAGUGUUCUUUCAGCCCCUGAACGAGAGCCAGAUUCCACGCUGAUUCCCAGCUGGUAUUUGAAGCGGAAGGCUUCUGACAAGUUCUCUGAAGAAUUUCCUGGAAGAUUCCCUGAAGGAUUCCCUGAAGCAUUCCUUGAAGGAAUCCCUGAAGUUCCAGAUGAGCUCCUGCCAGCCGUAGAUGAAGCCCCAUCUGAAGAGACAGAUUCUGAGACUGUGUCGGGUACAUUUCCUAUGGAAGAACCAAUCAGCCUACCAGUCUAUGAUGAAGAAACAGAACAAAUACAGGACACCAAUACACUUGCUGAACCUGAGCAAUAUUCAGGGUCAGCUCCUGGGCAAAAAGGCAAGACUGAUGGACGCGGUGAUCCGAGCAAGUACUACAUCCUAGGGAUCAUAACAGCCGCAGCUUUGCUUCUGCUUGGGGCACUGGCUGGCUGUCUAGUCGUGUACGUGCUGCUGAAGAGACGCAUGAGGACCCAGGAAGACAAAGAAGCACCAAGACAAGUUUCCACUGACUCUUCCUGGCCAUGCCAUGAUCAGUCUAGAGACACAGGUGAAACUGAGUCAGAAGAAGGACCAGGAACGGGCAAGAGAGCCCAAGCCAACAGUUUCGGUGACAGCUGCCAUUUGUUUCCUGAAGUCUUUGCGGCAGAGCUUGCCCAGCUGUACAAGAACAUGGCUGCAGACCCUUCACCUCUGCCCACGUGUCCCUCCUGUGCUCUGGCUGAUGGUACCUCUUCACGGGACCACUGGAUUUCCCUGGACUCACCUCAGCCCACACCCUCCUUUUGCUUUUGCUACCAGUACCAGCAGAAACACUUUAUAUUAGAGGACAAUGAUUGUUUUAGUGCUAGCAUGUAAAUAAAUAUAUUUCUAAAUGC